Messenger RNA from Psammomys obesus (fat sand rat), 3647 nucleotides. RefSeq names its product gamma-aminobutyric acid type A receptor subunit alpha3 (gene Gabra3). Lineage: Eukaryota; Metazoa; Chordata; Mammalia; Rodentia; Muridae. Gene Ontology annotation, biological process: gamma-aminobutyric acid signaling pathway; nervous system process; regulation of postsynaptic membrane potential. The record is from RefSeq and is a predicted model, not a curated record. The transcript is spliced from 10 exons. Bases 168 to 1649 code for a protein of 493 amino acids. Gene Ontology annotation, molecular function: GABA-gated chloride ion channel activity; GABA-A receptor activity; transmitter-gated monoatomic ion channel activity involved in regulation of postsynaptic membrane potential. Gene Ontology annotation, cellular component: dendrite membrane; postsynapse; neuron projection.
AGCAGAGAGACAGACAGGGACUAGGACAGACACCUAGAGAAAGAGAAGAAGCCGCGCUCUAUCAGGGCUUAGCCUCCAACUUGUUUCAGUUCAUUCAUCCUUUUUUCCCUCUCUGCAUCGGGGAAGUGACUGUGGCACUCGGUCUCUCCAAGUUUCUUUCUAAGAAGAUGAUAAUCACACAAAUGUGGCUCUUCUAUGUGACCAGAGUUGGACUUCUUUUCCUGAUUAGUAUUCUCCAUGGAACCACUGGCCAAGGGGAAUCAAGACGACAAGAACCCGGGGACUUUGUGAAGCAAGAUAUUGGAGGACUCUCUCCUAAGCAUGCUCCAGAUAUUCCUGAUGACAGCACCGACAACAUCACUAUCUUCACUAGAAUCUUGGAUAGGCUUCUGGAUGGAUAUGAUAACCGUCUGCGACCAGGGCUUGGAGAUGCAGUGACUGAAGUGAAGACAGAUAUCUACGUGACCAGUUUUGGCCCUGUGUCAGACACUGACAUGGAAUAUACUAUUGAUGUCUUUUUUAGACAAACAUGGCAUGAUGAAAGACUAAAAUUUGAUGGACCCAUGAAGAUCCUUCCACUCAACAAUCUUCUGGCUAGUAAGAUAUGGACUCCUGAUACCUUCUUCCACAAUGGCAAAAAAUCAGUGGCUCACAAUAUGACCACACCCAACAAGCUGCUCAGACUGGUGGACAAUGGGACCCUCCUCUAUACAAUGAGGUUAACAAUACAUGCUGAAUGUCCCAUGCAUUUAGAAGAUUUCCCUAUGGAUGUGCAUGCCUGCCCACUGAAGUUUGGAAGCUAUGCUUAUACCAAAGCUGAAGUGAUUUAUUCUUGGACUCUUGGGAAGAACAAAUCUGUGGAAGUAGCACAGGAUGGCUCUCGCCUGAAUCAGUAUGACUUGCUUGGCCAUGUUGUUGGGACAGAGAUAAUCCGGUCUAGUACAGGAGAAUAUGUCGUCAUGACAACCCACUUUCAUCUAAAGAGAAAAAUUGGCUACUUUGUCAUCCAGACCUACUUGCCAUGUAUCAUGACUGUCAUUCUGUCACAAGUGUCUUUCUGGCUUAAUAGAGAAUCUGUCCCUGCUCGUACAGUUUUUGGUGUCACCACUGUUCUCACCAUGACCACCUUGAGUAUCAGUGCCAGAAACUCAUUACCUAAAGUGGCAUAUGCGACGGCCAUGGACUGGUUCAUAGCCGUUUGUUAUGCCUUUGUAUUUUCUGCACUGAUUGAAUUUGCUACUGUCAACUACUUCACCAAGCGGAGUUGGGCUUGGGAAGGCAAGAAGGUACCAGAAGCCCUGGAGAUGAAGAAGAAAACACCAGCAGCCCCAACAAAGAAAACAAGCACCACCUUCAACAUCGUGGGAACCACCUAUCCUAUCAACCUGGCCAAGGACACAGAGUUCUCCACCAUCUCCAAGGGUGCCGCUGCUCCCAGUGCUUCUUCAACCCCAACAGUAAUUGCUUCACCCAAGGCCACUUAUGUGCAGGACAGCCCUGCUGAGACGAAGACCUACAACAGUGUCAGCAGGGUUGACAAAAUUUCCCGCAUUAUCUUCCCUGUACUCUUUGCCAUAUUCAAUCUUGUCUAUUGGGCUACAUAUGUGAACCGGGAAUCGGCUAUAAAGGGCAUGAUCCGCAAACAGUAGAUAAUAGUGGCAGCACAGCAACCAGAGCACUGUAUACCCCAUAAAGCAUCCAAUUUCCCAAACUGCAGGGCUCCCUUUCUUCAUGUGUUUUAUGAUUCUGUUAACCCUCUUCCAAACUGAGUGUAAUCACUUUCUCAUUCAUAUUUAUGAACCUCGAUGAAAAUGAAACAACAGAAAAAUGACUUUUCCCUUGAACAUUGCUUGGAUUGAGCCAAACACUGCCAUUUGUCCAGUUUCUCAUCUUAGUAUGCCAGUCUCCCCCAGCUGAUGGCACUGCAUGUGUUUAAUUUCACUCUGCCUACCAGAGAAGUAUAGGAGAAUCUACUUAUAGGGGAAUUUAUUCCUUCUAGGGGAAACCUUGGCUAUGUGAGGUCCAGGGUGUUGAGAUCCAGGAGGAUUAUUGUUGACUAGGCUUCACUGGAUGGUUCCAACUCACUAUGGAGUCAACCUGAAUUGUCUCAUAUAAUACCUCACAUGCCUCCAUCAGUUCUUACUUAGACAUAUGAACUGUUAGAAUGAGGAGAAGCCUGUAGAAACUUCUGAAGUAACCCCUUAAAUAGUUUCUUGCCUUGGAAGUCAGUGGGAACAAUUGAGGCUCACCUCUAUCAAACAUGUAUGAUUUUUUAAAAAAAGAACUAGUUGGGUCUUUCCAGCAUUAAAUCAAUGGGCUUUACUGUAGUUUCAGCCAGCCCCACAGAAAAGUAGCACCUCAAUAUAUAUCCUCUCAAAGAAAGUCCCCUUGCCUCAAUAACACUGAGCCCUUUAUAGCCAACUGAAUAUUGCUUACUUUGAAUUUAUGGCUACCUGCAAUCUCAUCUGGGGAAAAAAUGAACAAACACUUUUAACUUAAAUUAAAAAGGUACAUGUACACACAAAAUAAUCUAGAUCAAAUGUCUAUACAAGAAUUGUUUAAAGACGGGGAAUAUAAGAAACUCACCUCCCUUCCAAGGCAAAUAGGCAAAUAGUAGAUGGAAUAAGAUGGUUUGUACUGGGUGACGGCUGAAAUCUGCCUCAGAAGAAAGGGCCACAAACAGGGGAAUGUCAACUUUUUCUUCUGCAUUAUACAUAUAGUGCCCUCUUUCAGGCCCAGUCACUUUGCUACCAUUAUGCCAAGGACUUCUUACCUACUUUGGAUGCCAUUUGUAAUAAGGGGUGAAUUGCAGAUUCAUACAAAUAUCUCUACUUAUUUUUGAGUCUGUUAAAUCAUUAACUUUAUUACCAAUUUUAUAAUGUAUUAGAGGCCAUUUGAUCUUAUUUAUUCUUAAAUGUGAACAAAAAGAAUAGGCACAAUUUUUAUAAGGUAGUCCCAGAAGUUUGAAUAAUUUGCCUGUACUUCUUAUAAAUGUCUUUAAUAAAUAUCCCACACACAUUUCUAAAGAUCAAAUGAAAGAAUAACUGAGAAACCAGAGCCAUUCUGACCUUAGAAUCAGCAUAACCAUAGUGGGCCCUCUGGGUCAUGAAGACAGUUUGGAUGUUAUAAAGGUCCUCAGAAAGGAAACAAUACUACUAGAUCACUUCUAGUAGUAAUUACGCAAAAGAAUGAGACUGUUCAAUACAACUGCCCCAGCCUCUUUGGAUCUGAACAGCUCAACUAGUCUAGAGUAUCCAAAAGGUCCAAGGUAAAGCCACAAGUAGCACUACAAGCAGAGUCUCCCUACCCAUUCAUUCACUGAACAAAGCUCCUAAGGGGUGUAUCAUUAAAUGCUGGUUGCCUUUUCAUUCAUCUUUUCCUUAUCCCCUGCUUCCUUGCCAUUGUUGGGAUAAUGCAUGCCAGUCCCAUUAUUCUUAAGACUGUGUCUGUAGGUAAACUUAUGACUAGAAGAGUGUAGUCUUGUGGAUGUGUGUGGAUGGGGGGUGGGUGGGAUGGGGGGCUGUUAAUGAUUGUCUUAAGGAAUUUAGAAUGGAAGCCUGACCUUUGCCUCUCUGUAGAAAUUGUGUUUCCAAAUGCUUUGGUGUAAUGUUUAGCGGCUGUUUAUUAAACUCUAUGAAUUGUACUUA